GCCGGCAUCACCUGAUGUGGUCCUCACUUGUCAGACGAACGCAGCUCAAGUAACCUAAUCUUCUCACCCAAACUCAAUUGAGCACCCACCAUGAAGUUUCUGAUCCUUGCCCUGUGCGUGGCAGCGGCUCUAGCCACCAGCCCUGACCUGGACCAAGAAUGGCAGAUGUGGAAGGACAACAACCAGAGGAAGUACGGAGCUGAGGAGGAGGACUUCCGGCGAUUCGUCUGGGAGUACAACUACAAGAUAGUGACCGAGCACAACCAGCGAUACGCCCUGGGCCACACCACCUACACCAUGGCCAUGAACGAGUUCGCCGACCUGACAUCAGGCGAGUUCACGAAGAAAAUGAACGGCUUUGUGAUGGACAAAGUGCCGCCAACCCCAGCCAAUUCCUUCACCGAUGUCAGCGCCCUUCCAACCAUGGUAGAUUGGCGUACCAAGGGAUGGGUAACUGGUGUCAAGAAUCAGAUGCAAUGCGGUUCAUGCUGGGCCUUCAGUGCUACGGGAUCCCUGGAAGGACAAACCUUCAACAAGACGGGUAAACUGCCGGACAUCAGCGAGCAGAACCUGGUAGACUGCGCCAUGAAGCCCUCUUACAACUGCCACGGCUGCGAAGGAGGCACCAUGAACGGUGCCUUCCAGUACGUCCACGACAACAUGGGAAUCGAUUCCGAAUCGUCCUAUCCAUACCAAGCAGAGGAUAAGAAAUGCCGUUUCAACCCAGCCAACGUAGUGGCCACUGACAAGACGCACACGCUCCUUCCCGCCAUGGACGAAAAGGCACUCCAGAUGGCCGUGGCAAUGGUUGGACCAAUCAGCGUGGCGAUCGACGCCAGUCAUGAGUCCUUCCAGAUGUACCACAAAGGUGUUUAUGAUGAGCCAAUGUGUAGCCAGACCCUGCUUGAUCAUGGUGUGCUUGCCGUUGGCUACGGCAUGGAAGACGACAAAGCCUAUUGGCUGGUCAAGAACAGUUGGGGCAAGAAGUGGGGCAUGAAGGGCUACAUCAUGAUGUCUCGCUUCAACAACAACCAGUGCGGCAUCGCGACCAACGCCAGCUACCCGCUUGUCUAAGGUGCUAAAGAGAUGAGAGCGCCCCCUCUGAUGGCAUAUAUUACAAAAGCAGUCACGCCAUCCUUUUCAGUAUUAAUGUUGUAUGACCAAAGGUCGCCCUCUAUUGACUAAGUAGUACAUCCUGUCUACUUAGGGCCGCAUUUUCGGUACAUAUUUGUUAAUCAAAGUCAUAGAACCCAUCUGUGCAAACCAAUGAACAAUUUUCAUAGUUUUAGUAAAAGCGCCCCCACGGGGCAGCAUAUUGGCCAAUAUAAUCCAACUAAGUGUCAAUUACUAGAUAACCAGCAGCGCACUCUAAUGCUACCUCGAUAGAUUCUGAGCCAGACUUAUCAUUACUAAUCGACUAACGACCUCCAGUUAUUCACUGUAACCACACCAAAAAUGAUAGCUUUUAUUCCAAACGUCUAUUUUAUCUCGUUAUAUAGCUUAAAAUCAUUGAACUAAUUGAGCUUUGAAUAGAUUCUUUCAUUUUGUUUUACCGUUUAAUUUGCAAUUAAUUUUAAUGAACUUGAAGCAAACGUUAUAGAGUUUCUUAUAUAUUGACCAAGAGGCUGUACAUUUCACGAAUCUUCUCUAAUAAAACAAUUAAUAAAAGAUAGAUAUUACAUAAUAUUCAUCAAACAA
Patiria miniata (bat star) is the source of this 1698-nucleotide messenger RNA. RefSeq names its product procathepsin L-like. Bases 91 to 1074 code for a protein of 327 amino acids. The transcript is spliced from 7 exons. The record is from RefSeq and is a predicted model, not a curated record. NCBI's taxonomy places the organism in Eukaryota, Metazoa, Echinodermata, Asteroidea, Valvatida, Asterinidae. Gene Ontology annotation, molecular function: cysteine-type endopeptidase activity. Gene Ontology annotation, cellular component: lysosome.